AUGUUCCAUGGCGACUCCUAUCUGGAGUUCGUCUGGCUGUCCUGCCGGCCGGCCGGCCCGGGCGAGUCGUGCGUGGUCACCGGGCCGAGCACGCGAGGCAGCGUGUCGGGCCGGGUGCUGCCGCUGGCCCGGCGCCUGGACGCGCGCCACCUGUACGUGACCGACGAGUACCUGAUGACGCAGUUCAUCCGGGCCAAUCCCGAGGACCGGUCGUUGAAUUAUGUGUGGAUCCCGGCGUCGGACUUGCUGCCCCUGCCGGGGGGGUGGAUCUUGCAGGUGACCGACAAGGUGCGCGUCAGCGCCGGGCCGAUGGGCCUGCUGUUCCACGAUGAGCCGCGGUGGAUGCCCGACGGCAUUCACGGGGCCAUGGUGCCGGAGGGGUCGUCCGGCGUCAAGUACCGCGGGAUCCUCCUCCCCCGAGGGGCCGAGGCAGGCCCCGGCCAGGAGGCGGACCCCCCGGCCGGGGAGCUGUUCCUGGUGGAGGACAUGUGGUCGGCCGCGUGGGAUGUCAUCCAUGUGGCGGGCGGGGUGCCGCCGACCGGGCAUGCGCGGUCGCGAGCGGCCGGCACGCGGCAGCACCGGCUCGGCAUGCUGCCCCAGGCGCCGCGGCUCGGGCCGGAGGAGCCGCCGCGAUCCCGGGUCUUCGGGGUCCGGCUGGCCGGCGGAUCGCCCGAGUACCCCAGCGCGCUGGUGCUGCUGUCGAAGAAGUACAUCGGCAUGUCGGUGCUGUGGUGCCGGCCGGGCGGCCGGGCGGCGUGCGUUCUCCUGCCGGCCACCUUCGCCGACUUGCCGGAGGAGCUCCAGCUCGACGAGCAGGCACCGCUGUGGGUGGAGCCGGUGGUGCACACCCCGGCGCGGGGAACAGUCCAUGGGGCCGGCCUGCUGGCCACCCUGCUGACCUAUUCCCCGGGGGCCGGGCUGGUGUAUGUCACCUUGCGGGUGCCCUGCCCGCCGGGGACCGCCGGGCUGUACUGCCUGCCCUGCCACUCGGAGUGUGUGGAAUGCUGGGCCCCCGGCGACUCGGCCGCAUGCACGCAAUGCCCCCCGGGGAAGCUGCUGGCCCUUGGGGGGGGCCUGUGCGGGGACACCUGCGCCGGGGACGCCAUGCCCGGGCAGGGGCCCGCCCAGGGCACCUGUGUGGCCUGCUUGCCGGGCACGGCCGGCAGCGGCUGUGGCCCUUGUGACCCGACAUGCCUCGAGUGCUCGGCCCCCGGGGACCCGUAUGCCUGCACAAGCUGCCCGCCGGGGCGGCUGAUGUCGGCCAGCACCGGGGCAUGCCUGCUUGACUGCUCCCGGGGGACCAUGCCGGGCAUCGGCCUGGCGGCGGGCACGUGCGUUUCGUGUCCGGCCACCUGCCGAGCCGCCCGCUGA
Messenger RNA from Fonticula alba, 1371 nucleotides. RefSeq lists its product as hypothetical. The record is from RefSeq and is a predicted model, not a curated record. The coding region runs from base 1 to 1371 and encodes 456 amino acids. NCBI's taxonomy places the organism in Eukaryota, Rotosphaerida, Fonticulaceae. The transcript has a single exon.